Molecule: messenger RNA, 2383 nt
Organism: Serinus canaria (Common canary)
Lineage: Eukaryota; Metazoa; Chordata; Aves; Passeriformes; Fringillidae
Gene: NEIL2
Product: nei like DNA glycosylase 2
Exons: 4
Coding region: 608-1591 (327 amino acids)
Biological process (GO): base-excision repair
Cellular component (GO): nucleus
Molecular function (GO): zinc ion binding; DNA-(apurinic or apyrimidinic site) endonuclease activity; DNA N-glycosylase activity
Source: RefSeq, a predicted model, not a curated record
UGCCUCAUCUCCUCAUCCAGGGCCUUCCGCUCCCAGAUGCUGUUAGCAGAGUACAGGAAUGCUCCCCAACUGGUUCCAUGCCAUUGCAGUCAGUGGGCCAAGCAGUGGGUAAAGCCAGGGGUGGAGAUGUUUUAAUUCCAGGGCUGAUCUUUCCAUGGGAGCAGCACUUCCCGUGGUGUAUAGGGAAAAAGAUGGGUCACUGGCCUGCGCUGGUUCUGGGUCACUAAUCAUAAAAUUAUAGAAUGGAAUGGGUUGGAGGGAACUUAAAGAUCAUCUGCUUCCAACCCCAGUGAUGUGGGCAGGGAAACCUCCCACUGCCCCAGGAAAAAAGAGGAAUUUGGGAGAUUCCCCAGGCCAAACUCCCAGUCUUAGUGUGAAAACUGUCAUUGGAGUAUGUUAUUCAGGGCUGUGUUGGAUUAAAUUAUAUAUAUCCACUAGGAUGGAAACUCAUCCACCAUCCUGGUCCUAUUUAUCUUCAGGAACUUUGCCACAGGAACUUAAGGAGGAAAAUUAGGAGGAUGUUUUGUGUAUUUCUGAGUUGCAGCUUCUCUUCAAGUCUAGGGCAGAGUGUGACAAGGACCUGCUAAUCCCUCCACAGCUGCUGGAGAUGCCAGAGGGCCCCUCAGUGAGGAAGUUCCAGCUGCUGACCUCCCCUUUUGUGGGACAAGUGGUGGCCAAGGUGGGGGGAAGCAGCCGGAAGCUCAGUGUGAAUGACCUGAAUGCCCUGAGGCUCCAGGACUCCCAGGUUCAUGGGAAGAACUUGUACCUGGCAUUUGUGGCAGCUGAAGGUCCCACUGGACCAACUGCAGAAGAGACAGUGCUGCAAAGAGAAGCUGCUUGUGGGGCACACUGUCCUGCCCAGGGACAGCAAGGACAGGAUGGUAUUCCACAUCCCUAUUCCCAGGAUGAGAAGCUGCAGGAAGCCCAGCACUCAAGAUCUGAAGCCCCAGAGGCAGCAGAGGGUCAGGGCAAUUGGCUGCGCAUCCACUUUGGCAUGUUCGGCAGCGUCCGGGCAAACGAGUUCUCGAGGGCAAGCAGAGCCAAUAAAAGGGGGGACUGGAAGGAUCCUGUGCCCAGGCUGGUUCUGCACUUUGAGAGUGGAGGCUUCCUUGUUUUCUACAACUGCCGGAUGCUCUGGUGCUCCUCUCCCAGGGCUGAUCCUGCUUCUGACAUCCUGUCUGUGGAAUUCCACCGAGGCCGGGCACUGCGUGCCCUCUCUGCACCCGAUCCCAUCUGCUACACCCUCCUAGACCAAAGAUAUUUUUCAGGGCUGGGGAACAUCAUCAAGAAUGAGAUCUUGUACCUGGCCAGGAUCCACCCAUUAACACCAGGCUCCCUCUUGGCUCUCUCAGAUCUGGAGCAUCUGCUGGACUGUGCCAUUCAGUUCAGCUCUGAGUGGCUGCACAACAAACUGUGUGGCCAAGGGCUGCACCCCCAGGUGUACCAGAAGGAGCAGUGUCCCCUGGGACAUCCCCUGAUGAAGGGCACCUUUGGACCCACGGGUGGCUUCAAGAGACUGACGUGGUGGUGCCCUCAGUGCCAGCCUGCGGUGCUGCCAGGGGAUGGGGACCCCUCCCCAGUCACUGAGUGACCUGCCCUGCAGGGUGCUGGGUGGUCUCUGAGCCAUGCUCCUCGUUGUCCUAGAAGGCCUCUGUGGUUUCUUCCAGGCUGUUGUGUUUAGUCCUUAGGAAGUUAGCAGAGUUAAAUGCCCAGUGGAGGUCCCAGGUCCCCUGAGUGGCUGUCCAUGUUUUUUUUUUUGUCACAGUGGCACCACAGUGUAAAGAGUUUGACCAGGUCUGAGGUGCAUUGGUCACCUUAUUCAGGUGGCAGUGGAUGGGAAGUGUAAAGGGUUAAGCAGGGGAUUGCUGUGGUCUGAAGUGACCCUGUCCCUUGACCGCAGAUGAGUCAGCAAAACAGAGGAUAUCCCUCUGCCUAAGCAGCUUGAUUAAUUAGGAAUUAAAUAAUCCUGCCUCCGUUUGGAGCUGAAUACCUGUGUGCUGGGCUGUGAUUGGGUGUGGUUAAACAUGAGGGGCCCUUCCCGUGGAAUCUGACAGGAACAGCUCCUUCCUCCUUCUACAUCAACAUGUACAAAAUAUACGUCAGCAGUGCUUGGUGGAGCUCAUCUCUGCACCCACAGGUUUCAGCUUUGUGGCAAACUGCCAAUUCCAGAUCGCACUGUAAAAACUUAAAAAAAUUACAGUGUGUGAAAGUGUUGCAUAAAACUCAGGAUCUCCAAGGAAACCUGAAAGCAGAAAGGUUUGGAAAUAGAGCUGUGUCUCUACACAAGGUGGGAACUGCUACUGUCCUCUCUCCCUGGAUUUGAGUUUAUUUUAAUAAUAAGUUGUUGACUUGAACAAAAAAAUAAAAGCUGGAAUUAGAAUCA